AUGCCUAAAGCAACGACAACCUUGAAAAACCCGACUGUGCCGUCCCAGCGAGCCGCUCGUCAGUCGAUGGGAGCAGCAAGACCUCGCACGCAGCCCGUCGCGACUGUGCUUGAGACUGAGGACAAUGGCGUUCGAACAAGACUUCAUCGAUCGACGAACGGACGAAGCACCCGCCCAACCAAAGCCGCGAAACAACACGAUACCGAAGAGGAUUUUGAUAAGGACCAUGCCGAAUGCCUUGAAGCAAUGCAGGAUGCCGAGGAGACCAACCGACUGUUAACAACGAGGCUGAACGCGCAGCGACGUGAAGCUACCGCCAGUGCGCAGCGAUUCAGCAGAGAGCGACACGAGAUGGCAGCCAAAAGUCAGCAAUAUCGUCUAGAGAUACAGAAACAAUCCAAUGAGCUCCAACGCUUGAAUGGGGAGGUUUCCCGGCUACAGCGACUUCUCGAUGCGGCCAACUCAGAUGCCCGUAAUUUGGUACAGCGGACCGAACUGCAACGAAUUCUAGAGGGUAUCCAUGCUGCUGGUCAUACAUUUAUGGGCCACAUCAAAUCCCAAGUAGAUGAGAAUCAGAAUGCUCAGGAUCUCACCGAGCUGCCCGGGAUAAAUAUGACCGGGGACUGGCUAGACAUACCAGAGUUUGAUGUGAAUGACGAUGCAGGCUUUGCAGAAAUGCCAGAUACUCUAUUCCCGCGCCGGGCCCUGGUGCCCGUGAUAUCUGAUAAUCGAGCCGGGGUUUUCUCUUAUGAACUUCUGUUUCAGUGGAAUUGA
This is a messenger RNA of Penicillium cosmopolitanum, 774 nucleotides long. RefSeq lists its product as uncharacterized. The record is from RefSeq and is a predicted model, not a curated record. The transcript has 2 exons. Bases 1 to 774 code for a protein of 257 amino acids. NCBI's taxonomy places the organism in Eukaryota, Fungi, Ascomycota, Eurotiomycetes, Eurotiales, Aspergillaceae.